Messenger RNA from Triticum urartu, 775 nucleotides. RefSeq names its product monothiol glutaredoxin-S3-like. The record is from RefSeq and is a predicted model, not a curated record. NCBI's taxonomy places the organism in Eukaryota, Viridiplantae, Streptophyta, Magnoliopsida, Poales, Poaceae.
CAUAUUUCUGACCUCCACAUAUCCACCUCCCUCCCCCACACCUCAGUACUGCUCGUCAAACUGAAGCGCACGAACGCAGGAACGACGGACCACAUGCAGCAAGCCAAGGCGCUGGCACCGUGGCUGACGGCGACGGCCACUGCCAUGAUCAGCAGCACCGACGACGUGCGGAGGACGGUGCAGGUGAAGCCGGUUGUGGUGGUGGGGCGGCGGGAGUGCUGCAUGGCGCACGUGGCCCGGUGCCUGCUCCUGGGGCAGGGCGCGAACCCGGCGGUGCUGGAGGUCAGCGACGACGCCGACCCGGCGGCGCUCGUCUUCGCGCUCCGGCCCAAGGACAACAGCACCAAGGUGGCCACCGAAGUCGCCUUCCCGGUGGUGUUCAUCGGAGGCAGGCUGCUGGGCGGGCUGGACAGCCUCAUGGCCAUGCACAUGGCCGGCGAGCUCGUGCCGGUCUUGAAGCAGGCAAGAGCCCUCUGGCUUUGAACCUCCGUUCAUGCCGUGCCGUUAAUUAGCUACCCUCUCGCCAUAUAUGUGUGCGAGUGAUUUGUUUCGUGUUUAUUAUCGCCAUAUGUGUUCCCAUGCCAUCUACAGCUAGUAUUGUAGACUUCCUUUUGAGAAACAAAAAUGGCAAAGAAACCGAGUUUGUUCAUAAAAGGACUUGGAAUCAUCCUACAGACCUCCAUUUUGUUUUUGUUUUCCGAGGAGGCUCGAAUAAGUCGUGAAUUUUGUAAGCUCUCAAACUUUGCUCACUUGUGUCCUGCGACCCAAUUGUCUA